Molecule: messenger RNA, 2477 nt
Organism: [Candida] anglica
Lineage: Eukaryota; Fungi; Ascomycota; Pichiomycetes; Serinales; Debaryomycetaceae
Source: the annotation of a GenBank genome assembly
ACUUAUAGGACACUUCUUUGGGAUUAAAGGAUUAAACUAUAUCUAUAUAUAUAAGUAUGGUUCCUCCUAAGAAACGGAUUUUGUUGAGUUCCGAGGUUGAAUUGCUUUAUGCUAAAUCAAAGGUAUAUCUUCACCCCACAACUUCAAAGAAGGAUAAUAUAGUUGGAUAUUUGACACUUUCAAGAGGAAAUAAUGCAACCAAUAAUGACAUAUUACUCUCUUUCACUCCUGAAUCACAAUUGUCAACUGAAGAGCUUAAAAUCUAUGCUGAAGUAGAUGUGGAUGAUUUGCUGAUGGAUUUAGCUGCUCUUCUGUUGAGUGGAUCUACUAGUUCCAAUAGUGCCUCGAUUAAACCACUUCGAGCAGUUUCCAAACCACCUGUAUCGGUCUUAUCAAGCUAUAGUUUCAGUCUCCCGUUGUCAUACAUAUACUCGAUUCAAGUAAGAAAGCCAUCUGUUGGAUGGUGGUUUGGAUCAAUCAUUAUACAUUCGAGAGCAGGUGAGAAACUCCCCAUUGUAUUUUUCCAUGAUGAUGAAUCUCCUUCAACUAUAAAACAUCAAAAGAUUAGGAAUCAAAGAUUUGAUCCAUUUAAUGAAAAUGGAGAUGUUCUUUGGGGUGGACUGGAGUUUAUCAAUGUAUUGAGUAAAUUUGCAAAUGUUGAAAAAUCUGCUUUGGAACCAUCAGUAAUAUUGAUAAAUCCAGAUUCUUCUGAUUUAAGAAAUUUUUCACCAUUUGGUGGCCAAAAUAAAGAUAAGAAGAAUGAAGUUGCUGCUGAACCAUUUAAAUUACCAGAUGUUAAUAAAUUCUUAGCCAAUGCCAAAUGGAAAGUAUUGGAAACAGUUGCAACUUUUUCAACAAAGGCUAGAACUCAAGUACUUGAUAUUGUUGAAGAACAUGCACCACCUCAAAUUAAACAAAUCAUUAAAAAACCAGAGAUUCAAAGAAUUAGCGAAGAAUUUGAUAGUGCAAGAGUUUAUUUAGCUAAAUGGGCAGCUCAAGUGAAAGAAGAAGCAGAAGAAUCACAAAGGAAAUUCAUGUUGGAUGAUGAAAUUUAUAAUAAAAUUAACAAAGAAAUUGGAUCGAAUGAAAUUUUAACUGAAGAAGAAAUCAAUACAACUUCAAGACGGAAAGUUGUUAGUAAAGUUGAAUGGGAGAGCUUUUUCGAUCAUUCGGGUAGAUUAUGUGUUACUGUCAAUGAAGUAAAGUCCAGAAUUUUCCAUGGAGGUUUAGAAGAUUCCAUUCGAGGUGAAGCAUGGUUGUUUUUAUUGGAUGUAUAUUCAUGGGAUUCUUCAAAAGAAGAUAGAGAAGCACUUAAAAAGAGUUAUGAAACUGCAUAUGAUGAACUUAAAUUGAAAUGGAUCUCAGAUGAAGAUAAGCGAAAUGAAGAAUUUUGGAAGGAUCAAAAGCAUAGAAUUGAAAAAGAUAUUAAUCGUACUGAUCGUCAUCUCCCAAUAUUUCAAAAGAAGAAGAAUAUUGUUGUUCAAAGCAUUGAUAGUGUUGCAGGACCUUCUACUAGAGAAUCUUCACCAGAAACUCCUGAUGAAGAUGAUGAAGACAACUUUGAUGUGUCAGAUAUUAGAAACCCACAUUUAUUCAGAAUGAGAGAAAUCUUACUCACUUAUAAUGAAUAUAAUGUAAAUCUAGGAUAUGUUCAAGGGAUGACUGAUUUACUUUCUCCACUUUAUGUUAAAUUUCAAGAUGAAUCCUUGACAUUCUGGGCAUUUAGUAAAUUUAUGGAUAGGAUGGAAAGAAAUUUUGUUCGAGAUCAAUCUGGAAUGAAACAACAAAUGCUUACAUUGAAUGAAUUAGUUCAAUUCAUGUUACCAGACUUGUUCAAGCAUUUAGAUAAAUGUGAAUCUACUGAUUUGUUCUUCUUUUUCAGAAUGCUUCUUGUAUGGUUUAAACGUGAAUUGGAUUGGGAAGAUGUCAUGAAACUUUGGGAAAUUCUUUGGACUGAUGUUUAUUCUGGUCAAUAUCUUCUUUUCAUUGCUUUAGCGGUAUUGAGUGAUAACGAACGUAUUAUCCGUCAAAAUCUCACAAGAUUUGAUGAGGUUCUUAAAUAUAUGAAUGAUUUAUCAAUGAAUUUGAAUUUGGAUCAUAUACUUAUUCGUUCAGAACUCUUAUUCCUUAGAUUUAGAAGAAUGAUUGAUAUAAUUGAUCGUGAAAAUUCCAUUAAAAAUCCUUCUUCAACUUCUUCUGGUGAUAAAAUUAAAAUUAGUCCUGAAUUACGUGGUUUACUUUCAAGAGAUUUUGUUGUACAAAAGGAAGUUGAAAGACCGGAAGGUGUUGGAGGGGGUUAAAUGCUACGGAAUGGUUAUUUUUGUUUUGUUUGCUUUUUACGUUUAUUUUUAACUUUCGUCUCCCUACAUAUUCUAAAGUUGGAGAUUCAAAUUGGGAGUUUUUAUAUUUUGGGUGGUGGUAAUUGUUUGUGUUGUAUUUUCAUUCAUGUUUAAAACUAUUAUUUGCAAUGAACUAAA